AGCCAGUCGGGCUCAGGCACCCGCAGCUGGAGCCGGCGCGGUAAGCUUUGCACCCCGACCGCAGGGCGCUGCCAUCAUGCGGCCUCUCUCGGGGGGUUCGUGCCGUUCCAGGCGCGACGAGGUGUGGGAGCAGAAGAAGCAGCGAUUUCUUGCCAAGCAGCGCGCGGGCGGCGGCGGCGGCCCCGUCGGCGGCGGCGUGCCCAGGGCGAGCCCGCCGCUACACUUGGGAGAUCAUGCUGGCCAGGCGCGGCAGCCGGCGCCCAAGUCGCCGCUGUCCCGCAUGGUCGAGGAGGGCUAUUCGGCGGCCCAGCAGCCCGCCUCCGUGCAGAAGCCCUACGGCAGCUCCCAGCAGAGUUCUGGAUCGCGGGGUGCUCGCGGCACCGAGCCAGGCGGCUUCAGCGCUGCAGUGGCGAGCCAGUGGAGCUCCAGCGUGCAGCACGACCAACAGCAACGGCAGAACCGCCACGACCCGAGUGUCGUGGGCCCGCCCAAGCAGUCGGGGGGCAUAAGCUGCUCACAGGCCCCCGGUGGGGGGGCGUCGAUCGACUUGUCUUGGGGCCCCACAGGCGGCGGCGGUAACGUCAUGCCCCCCCGCAUGCCGGGGGCGCCUGGUGUCGGAGCCCAGCAGCCAACGCCCCAGCACCAGAGGCAGCAGCCUGCUCACCAGUACCCCCCGAGGACUGGUGGCAGCGGUGGGUCCUACAGGGGCCCCUCACCAAGCCACCGUGCUCUCGGCGGUGCGCCCUGGGGUCGCGACGGCGAUGCGCCGGCAGCUCGGCAGCCGUCCCCGGCGCGCCGGGAGGCGCCCUUCGGGACGGACGCGGGCGCACCCGCCAUGCCUGGCAGGGGCGCGUCCUACGCGCGUGCGCCCUCGCCCGCGCAGCAGGCGUAUGCGCGCGCGCCGUCGCCGGUGGGUGCGUCGGCGGGCUUCUUCGGGGGCGUGGGCCAGCGGGACCCUGCCCCGAGUGCCGGCGCGCCCCGGGGUCGCGGCUUGGGCCGCACGCCGGGUGGCACUUCGCAGGUGGUCUUCGGCUGAGCGGCCGCAGCGAGGGCGAGGCCGUGCCGCGCAGCGCUCCAGCGCCGCAGGCUCCGUGCAGCAUGGCCCGCCCGAGGUUCGCCUCUGCUGAGGGUCGCCGCUGUAACUGGCGCUGCCGAGAGCGCCAAGUUUACGAGUCGCCCUCGGGAUAGAAUAGUAUGGAGUGCAAGUUCGCAGGGAUGGCGAUUGGUGGCGCUUGCCAUGGUGACAGUGGCGCCAGCAGUAGCGUUGUAGGCGCCACAGAAGUUGGUGGGUUCGCACGCCAGAGGCCACCGCGAGGAUCUGCAUGGACUUGUGUUAGGAGGAGUCUGCCUCCAUUGACUGUGGUCCGCGCUGGAGGACUGGAAAAGAUGCACG
Prorocentrum cordatum is the source of this 1393-nucleotide messenger RNA. NCBI's taxonomy places the organism in Eukaryota, Dinophyceae, Prorocentrales, Prorocentraceae. The record is from the annotation of a GenBank genome assembly.